This is a messenger RNA of Pleuronectes platessa (European plaice), 4192 nucleotides long. RefSeq lists its product as uncharacterized. The coding region runs from base 185 to 4192 and encodes 1335 amino acids. Gene Ontology annotation, biological process: DNA integration. The record is from RefSeq and is a predicted model, not a curated record. The transcript is spliced from 2 exons. NCBI's taxonomy places the organism in Eukaryota, Metazoa, Chordata, Actinopteri, Pleuronectiformes, Pleuronectidae. Gene Ontology annotation, molecular function: nucleic acid binding.
UCAAGACCCACAGCUCACCAACUCCAAAGCUUCCACUGUUAGUCACUUCAAACAAAGGAAAAAGGGAAGCAGCUUUGCUACUAACGUCACUACAGUAAAGGAUGGAGUCAUAACUCAACAUACAGGAAACAAGAUCAAGUCCUCCACUCUCAACUGCCUGUUCUGUUCACAAGUUAAUCAUUCAAUGGACCAAUGCUCACAGUUCAAGAUGACAGUACACAGGGACAAGAUUAAUUUCAUUAAAGAAAAAGGAAUCUGUUUUGGUUGCCUGAAAAAAGGCCACACUAGCAAAUACUGCAGGAGUCGUUUGGAUUGCAACGUGUGUCACCAAAAGCACCCAAGUGUCCUUCAUAUAGAGCGUCAGGAUAAAGCCACACCCUCUGAUCAACAGUCUGUGAGCUCUUCAAAUGUUUCACCUGCAGUGUUUCAGACCUGUGGCCAUAUUGGGGCCGGUCAGGAAGAUGCCUCCAUUUUUUCUAUUGUUGCAGUCAAAGUCAAGAGUCAGAGGAGCAACAAAACUGUGCAGACGUAUGCUUUCUUGGAUCCUGGGAGCUCAGGAACAUUUUGUACGGAGAACUUGGCAAGAAAAUUGAAUGUGAGAGGUAAAAGGACAAGUAUUCUGUUAAGAACAAUGGGUCAAAAGAAGAUAGUAAAUGCUCAUGUGUUGUCAGGUCUGGAAGUGUCUGGUCUGAAUAUGAAUGACUUUAUUGAGUUACCUGAUGUUUUAACACAAAAGAACAUGCCUGUCUCAUCACUCAAUAUUCCACAACAAGAGGACGUUGAUCAGUGGUCGUAUCUCAAGGCUGUUCAACUUCAUGACAUUGAGGAAGGUGUUGAUCUGCUCAUUGGAACUGAUGCACCAAAAGUGAUGGAGCCUUGGGAGCUCAUAAACAGCCAGGAUGAAGGACCUUAUGCUGUCAGAACCAGGGUCGGUUGGGUCAUUAAUGGUCCACUUCGUGGUGGGAGCAACAAGAAUAAAAGUGACUGCUCUGCUGUAACAUCCAACCGGAUCUCUGUUGAACAUCUUCAAGAAAUGCUGGUUAAACAGUUUAACCAUGAUUUUAAUGAGAGGUCAUCAGAUGAACAGAUUGAAAUGUCCAGAGAGGAUGUCAAGUUUAUGAAUGUUAUGAAUAACACCACAAAGUUAAUUGGAAGCCAUUACUGCAUUGACUUACCCUUCAGGCAGGAAAACCCUCUCAUGCCAAAUAAUCGUCAUGUUGCAGAACAGCGCCUCCAGAGCCUGAAAAGAAAGUUUGCCAAGAAUGGUCAAUUUAAAGGAGAGUACAUCACAUUUUUAAACAACAUGGUGGCUCAAGGAUAUGCUGAAGUGGUGCCUUCUGAUCAACUUAAACAGAGUGAUGGAAAUGUAUGGUAUAUCCCUCAUCACAGGGUUUAUCAUCCCAGAAAAGGCAAGCUGCGAGUUGUUUUUGACUGUGGAGCAGCAUACAAAGGGACGUCACUGAACUGUCAGCUUUUACAGGGCCCUGACUUUACCAACUCUCUAGUUGGAGUCCUUGUUCGAUUUAGACAAGAGCCCGUUGCAGUAAUGGCCGACAUCCAAGCAAUGUAUCACCAAGUUCAUGUUUCUGAAAAGCACAUCAACUUUCUCCGCUUUCUCUGGUGGCCUGGGGGAGACGUUUCACAGGCUCCAGUGGAACAUCGCAUGAAAGUUCAUUUGUUUGGAGCUGUGUCGUCACCAAGCUGUGCAAAUUAUGCAUUGAGGAGAACAGCAGAUGACAAUGCCGAACAUUUCCCCCAUGAAGUGAUCAAUACAGUAAAGUGUAAUUUUUAUGUCGAUGAUUGCUUGAAAUCAGUGGCCUCAGAGGAGGUGGCAGUGCAAGUGGUCAAGGAUGUGACUGCGCUUUGUCACAAAGGAGGAUUUAAUCUUUCCAAAUGGAUCAGCAACAGCCGAACAGUGCUGCUGUCAAUUGCUGAAGACUGCAGAGCAAAGGAAGUGAUGGAGCUGGAUUUGGAUGUGGACCAGCUUCCGAUGGAUCGAGCUUUGGGGCUACAGUGGUGCAUUGAAACUGACAAAUUCAAGUUUAGAACCUCAGUGCAAGAACAGCCACAGACAAGAAGAGGUAUUUUGUCAGUGGUCAGCUCACUUUAUGACCCCUUAGGUUUUUUGUCCCCACUCACCAUUCCAGCCAAGCUGUUGUUACAGGAGCUUUGUAGGAGAAGCUUGGGGUGGGAUGAAGCUAUCCCCCAUUCUCUCUCCAAGAAGUGGUUUGAGUGGUUGGAGGAUCUUCAGAAGGUGGCUGAAUUCAAUGUGGAUCGCUGUAUGAAACCCAGAGACUUUGGAGACCCUGCCACUGCACAGCUUCACCACUUCUCUGACGCCAGCCAAGUUGGAUAUGGAACAGUGUCCUAUUUGAGACUGGAAAAGGAUGACAGCGUUCAGGUUUCAUUUCUGUUGGGAAAGGCCAGAGUUGCUCCACUCAAGCAGACAACAAUUCCUCGACUGGAACUCACAGCAGCAGUUCUUGCAGUUCGAGUUGACAAGAUGCUUCAGAAGGAGUUGCAACUUAAGCUGGAAAAGUCAGUUUUCUGGACCGACAGCACAACUGUUCUUAAAUACAUCUGUAAUGAAACCAGACGAUUUCAAACUUUCGUGGCAAACAGAGUCUCCUUCAUCAGAGGAGCAUCAGAUACUGAUCAGUGGAGAUAUGUUUGUUCUAAGGAGAAUCCAGCAGAUGAUGCAUCAAGAGGAAUGACGGCAGAUAAUUUCCUGACAGGCAGGAGAUGGAUAAAUGGGCCGAAGUUUCUCUGUGGGCCAAAGGAGGUUUGGCCUAAAUUGGAUGCUGAUCUUCAUGUUAUUCCUGCAGAUGACCCAGAGGUCAAAAGGGAGUUGACUGUAAAUUCUGUUGUUGUGGAUUCUGAAAGUGCCACAGAUCGCCUGCUCUGUUACUUUUCAUCCUGGACGAGACUAAAAAGGUCUGUUGCCUGGUUGCUGAAGGUCAAGAGAACUCUUGUGUUAUUGGGACAGAAGAGAAAGGAGCUGUGUGCCUCUAAAUAUCUCAGCCAGGACAAGCUGGAGCCAAAAGAGCAGGAAGUGAAAAGGAAAAUUCAGAGCUUUAAAGCCACACUCAAAGGACAAAUCUUGACUCCUGAAGAUCUGGAAAAAGCAGAACAGUCAGUCAUUCAGUAUGUACAAGAACACAAAUUUAAAGCUGAAAUUUCCUCAUUGAAGAAUGGUUGUAAAAUUGUUGCAAAAGGGAGUCCUCUGUACAGACUGGAUCCGGUGAUGGAUAAUGGAAUCCUCAGAGUAGGUGGUCGGCUGGAUAAAUCAGCAUUACCAACAGAGUCCAAACAUCCAGUCAUUUUGUCCAAAGAUUUGCAUGUAUCCGUACUGAUUCUGCGUCAUAUUCAUCAUCAACUGGGACAUGCAGGAAGAAAUCACAUGCUGUCCAGGCUGCGGCAGAGGUACUGGAUCAUCAAUGCAAACUCUGCUGCAAGGAAAGUUAUAUCUGACUGUGUUGUUUGCAGACGCAACAGAGGGAAACUCCUUGAACAGAAGAUGGCGGACUUGCCUGAGGAAAGAGUGGUGCCUGAUAGAGCCCCUUUCACAGAUGUUGGAGUUGACUAUUUCGGGCCCAUUGAGGUUAAAAGAGGCAGAAGUCUUCUUAAAAGGUAUGGAGUGCUUUUCACCUGUCUGACUAGCCGUGCUGUGCAUUUGGAGGUGGCACAUAUGUUGGAUACAGAUUCCUGUAUAAAUGCUGUCCGGAGGUUCAUCUGUAGACGAGGCCCAAUCUCCACCAUCAGGUCUGAUAACGGCACAAACUUUGUUGGAGCUAACCGGGAGCUGAAGGAAAGUCUGGCUGGUUUAAAUCAUGGCAAAAUUCAGAGAGCGUUGGUCCAGGAUGGCAUAAAAUGGAGCUUUAACACACCAGCAGCUUCCCAUCAUGGUGGUGUUUGGGAGCGCCUGAUUCGCUCUGUGAAAAGUGUUCUGACUUCAGUUCUCAAACAGCAAAUUCUCGAUGAUGAAGGGCUCCAAACUGUUUUUUGUGAGGCUGAGGCCAUAUUGAAUGACAGACCCAUCACUAAAGUCUCUGAUGACCCGGACGACAUGGAGGCACUCACACCUAACCACAUUCUGAUGUUAAAGGGGAAGCCAAUCAUGCCACCAGGACUGUUUGACCGCAAUGAUUUGUACAUCAGGAAAAGGUACAUCAUAAAGAAGAAAGUGAACUGA